Exophiala spinifera is the source of this 897-nucleotide messenger RNA. RefSeq lists its product as uncharacterized. The record is from RefSeq and is a predicted model, not a curated record. NCBI's taxonomy places the organism in Eukaryota, Fungi, Ascomycota, Eurotiomycetes, Chaetothyriales, Herpotrichiellaceae. Gene Ontology annotation, biological process: regulation of transcription by RNA polymerase II. Bases 1 to 897 code for a protein of 298 amino acids. Gene Ontology annotation, molecular function: RNA polymerase II cis-regulatory region sequence-specific DNA binding; DNA-binding transcription factor activity, RNA polymerase II-specific. Gene Ontology annotation, cellular component: transcription regulator complex; PcG protein complex. The transcript has 2 exons.
AUGGAAGAAGCGAGGAAAGACGGACCAGUCCUCCCUUCCAUCGCCAGCCUCAUCGAGGCUGUAUCGGCGGGGAGCGAGAAGGGAAAAGGCAAGUUACCGUCGCCUAUAUUUGAACAUCCGCCUCGAAGAGUUUCGAAUAGUUCUCAAGGCUAUAACACGAGCCCUGAGAGACAAGCAAUUUCAGAGAGCCCUCGCCGCCCUCCUCUUCCCACACCAGAGCUACCGCCGGCUUCUAGUUUCGACUUUCCUCGAUCAUCACCUAUGAGUUAUUCUCCAAAAGAUGCGUCAGGACGAAACCACCACUAUUCCUCUGGUCCCGCAAGGACAAAUCCUGAACUCUACACGCAAAGACCGACCCAUUAUCCUCCCAUGACGGUCGAUACACAUCCACCACCAUACCCUCCCAUCGCCGAAGGAAACCCUUGGACUUCCUCCGCGAGGCCGACGCAUGACCCUAUGUAUCUUGACGGACCUGUUCGAGGCUCAGGACACCAUACGUUCCGCGAUCCUUCAUCUGAAGCAGCUUCAUACAAUGGUCAUUCACAACAGAUGCCACUCCCAACCAAUUUUCCGCCACCUGUACCGGGGCCUAGCUUACCUCCGCUCGAUCCUCAAAUGGCUCCGGCCUGGCAGCAUCACCAUUACUAUCCACCUGCAAAUCCUCCGGCGUAUCCCCAACCACAAGAACGUUAUAUCUGUCCUACGUGCAGCAAACCGUUCUCAAGACCUAGUUCCCUGAAGAUUCAUACUCACUCUCAUACCGGGGAGAAACCGUACAGAUGCACCUAUGCGGGUUGCGGGAAAAGCUUCAGCGUGCGGAGUAACAUGAAACGACAUGAAAAAGGUCACCGGACGCCGGAACCUACACCAUACGGAACAAGCCCAAGUAAUGGGUAG